Sordaria macrospora k-hell is the source of this 294-nucleotide messenger RNA. RefSeq lists its product as uncharacterized. NCBI's taxonomy places the organism in Eukaryota, Fungi, Ascomycota, Sordariomycetes, Sordariales, Sordariaceae. The record is from RefSeq and is a predicted model, not a curated record.
AUGAAGGACGCCCAGAAGUCAGACGACCAAGGCGUGUGGAAGCUGCUUUAUGAGCUGGUGAUGGUAUUUCCGGUGCCGCCUGCCAAGUUGCUUGGAGCGGCGGAUGAGGAAACCAGGCAAAAUCUGGAGCAGUGGAAGGAGGCACAUGAUAAGGAAGCCGAGGAAUGGCGCAAAGAGGCGAAGGAGCUGGAGGUAGAGUGGCAGAGGGGAGUGGACGCAGGCGGCCCACCAAUGUUUCAGAUUAUUGGGCUGCCGCUGCGUGACGAAGGGGAUGACAGCGAGGAAGGAGCUUAA